AUGGAUCCAAUAAAGUAUAUUUUUAAAAAUCCUGCUUUGAUUGGAAGGAUUUCUCGUUGGCAGAUGCUAUUGUUUGAAUAUGAUAUUGAAUACCGUACUCAUAAGGAGGUUAAAGGAAGUAUUCUUGAAGAUCAUUUGGCUCACCAACCGAUCGAUGAUUAUGAAUCCAUUAGGCUUGACUUCCCUGAUGAAGAUGUUAUGUACUUAAAAUUUAAGGAUUAUGAUGAACUAUUUCAUAGAGAAGGACCAGAGUCUGGUUCCCGGUGGGAUUUAGUGUUUGAUGUAGCUGUUAAUGCUUAUGGUAACGGAAUUGGGGCAAUCAUUAUUACUCCUCAGGGUUCUAAUAUCCCUUUCACUGCAAGAUUGAUGUUUGAUUGUAUGAAUAAUAUGGCAGAAUAUGAAUCUUCUAUCACGGGUCAUGAAGAAGCCAAUGAUUUAGGGAUUAAGAUCUUUGAUUUAAACAUAUUCAUCAGGGUUUAG
Molecule: messenger RNA, 480 nt
Organism: Lathyrus oleraceus (garden pea)
Lineage: Eukaryota; Viridiplantae; Streptophyta; Magnoliopsida; Fabales; Fabaceae
Exons: 2
Coding region: 1-480 (159 amino acids)
Molecular function (GO): nucleic acid binding
Source: RefSeq, a predicted model, not a curated record